GUCAGUAUCGCAUGCGACAGAAAAACGCAUUCAAAAAGUGACAUCAAUGAGCGAAGAAGAAAUAAUAAUCAAUACACAACGAGCAUAAACUCAAUCGAAAAACAAUAAUUUUUCAAUUCAAAUUAGAUAAGUGUCUACCGUUUUGAUAAAAUUUUGUAUUUUAACACGUCCUGAAAUAGAACUCAAUCGACAAAAUGAACGAUCCGUACCAGGGUUAUGCGUCCCAACCAGGGUAUCCUCCACAGCAACAUGGUAAAGACGGUUAUCCGCCACAAGGUUACCCAUCGCAAGGCUAUCCACCGAACGUUGGUUUCGUUAAUCCUGGCUAUCCAUCAGGUCCGCCGCAACCGUCCGGAUUUGUACCGCUUGUACCACCAGCCAAUAAUCCGUACGGCAAUGCACCGAUUCCACCGCAACAUCCCGGCGCGUAUAUCGAUCCGGAGGAUUUGACAGAAAUUAAAGGAUUUGAUUUCAGCGAAGAAACCAUUCGGCGAGGAUUCAUUCGAAAGGUGUAUUCGAUUCUGUCGAUUCAACUUUUGGUCACUCUGGUGUUCAUCCUCCUCGUCAAAUACGAAAAAAAUACGCUGAGCAUGGUCCAGAACAAUUUGUUUCUACUAUUCGUAGCCAUUAUCGUCACAUUCGCAGCACUAAUUGCUAUGGCAUGCGUGGAAAGCGUUCGUCGAACAGCGCCCACCAAUAUGAUAGUGCUCGGUAUAUUUACGUUGGCCGAAACGUACCUAGUUGGCGCCUCAACGAUCCGAUUCGAUCCAGAAGAUGUACUGCUAGCUAUCGGCGUCACCGCAGCCGUCUGCAUAGGACUGACGAUAUUUGCCUUCCAAACGAAAUGGGACUUUACAAUGCUUGGCGGAGUGUUAUUCGUCGGAUUGAUUGUUCUGAUUUUGUUCAGUUUUAUCGCAAUGUUCUUCCCCGGCAGAAUAAUGUCAUUGGUUUAUUCGUCGUGCGGUGCAAUGCUGUUUUGCGUUUAUUUGAUUUACGACACUCAGAUGAUGAUGGGUGGAAAGCAUAAAUAUUCAAUUAGUCCGGAAGAGUACAUUUUCGGUGCGUUGGCACUGUAUUUGGACAUCAUCAAUAUUUUCAUUCACAUUUUGUCAAUUAUUGGUUCUUCCAAAAAUUAAAAGCGAAACAAGAGGGGAAAUGUGGGAAAAUGAGAAACUUCAAACAAAAUAUUUUGAUUAAUUUACUGUUACGUGUAAUGGGAUGGUUUUUGUAUGCGGCGUGAUUUUUUUUGAAUAGAUAACGCUGAUAAACAGAAUGAUAAUGAAGAGGAAGAAAACUGAUUGUCUACGAUAAUAAACUUACAUGUAUGUAAAUGUCCGAGGAUGAAUUUGAAAUCCUUUUUACAACAAACAAUAAAAACAUUUUAUUAAUUAAAAAUAUA
Bradysia coprophila is the source of this 1399-nucleotide messenger RNA. RefSeq names its product protein lifeguard 4-like. NCBI's taxonomy places the organism in Eukaryota, Metazoa, Arthropoda, Insecta, Diptera, Sciaridae. Gene Ontology annotation, cellular component: membrane. The record is from RefSeq and is a predicted model, not a curated record.